AUGGAUCCACGAACCAACAUGGACGGCUUGGGAUACGACAUGAACUCUUUCACAGCUCAGCAGCCGCCGCAAAUAUUUGGCGCUUAUGAUCACAAUGGCUCCCCCAUGGGCCCGAUGGCCUACCAAGGGGCAUACUUCGGCGAUGGAAUGGACGGACUGGAUGACUCAGAUCCAAAGCGGAGGCGUAUAGCAAGAAGACUGAUCGGGUGCUACAGGUGCCGGAAAAAGAAGAUCAAGUGUGACGGAAAGCUUCCCAAAUGCUCGCACUGCACAAACUACAAGACCGAGUGUGUGUUCACCCAGGUCGAGAAGAAAAGGAAUCCGCCGAAAGGCGCGAAAUACAUCGAAGGGCUCGAGAACCGCCUCGGCCGCAUGGAAUCGUUAUUGAAAAUGUCCGGCCUAUUGACGGAGGAGGAAGCUGGUCGCACUGACCUUGGGACCUUGGAAAAGCGUUUAGCUGACAAGGCGUCCUCGUCCGCCGCCAGAACCGAGUCACCGAAGCCUACCAGAAGCGGAGGCAGCUCGACAUUGAAUGCCACAGACUCUCAGCAGCACACGCCGAGCCAGGAUGUCCAAUCCAGCCCGCAGGAGUCGGCAACAUCACCGACAACUGACGGUAACGACGAUAAGAAAAGAGAGGAGGUCGAGAACCUGUCUGAUAUGAUGUGCUCCCUGGUUACCAAUAAUGUUGGAGAGACGCGGUAUAUUGGGUCGUCCUCGGCCUUCUCUAUCUUCUCUAGUAAAGGUAUCGAAUGGGUCAACCAGAAGACAGGCGACGCUUCGUUUCAAGACACCAUCCAGAAUGCCGUCAACGAAGAAGAGAACAAGUGGAUGUAUUGGAAACCUGAGAUCUUCGGCGAUAUCUUUGUACGCCGCGUCUUUAAGCCUCUGCCGCCCAAAGAGGAAGCACUUUCUUUGUUCAAGGACUUCUUCGAGAACUUCAAUUGCAUGUUCCCGCUCUACCACGAACCGACAUUCAUGCAUCUCGUCGACAAGCAGUAUUCCCGAGAUCCGUACGAAGGCAGCGGUUGGUGGGCCAGCAUCAACGUUGCGCUCGCUAUCGCCUAUCGAAUCCGCGUCAUGAGCAAUGUCGUUCCACAAGAAGACGAUCAGAAAGCAUGGCUAUAUCUCAAGAACGCCAUGGGAGUACUCACCGAGCUGACCCUCAGAAAUACGGACCUCCUUAGCGUUCAGGCUUUGCUGGGAAUGGCGCUCUUCCUCGGCGGCACGCCCAAUCCUCAACCCUCGUUCUUCCUCAUCUCGGCCGCCAUUCGCCAGUCCCAUAGUAUUGGUCUUCACAAGCGAGGGUCAGCAUUCAACCUCAACCCCAUCGAAGCUGAACAGAGGAAAAGGGUGUUCUGGAUUGCGUAUAUGCUGGACAAAGAUACCUGUCUACGAUCCGGCCGCCCACCAGCACAAGACGACGACGACAUGAACGUCGAAUUGCCCUCCAAUGACCCUCCUGACAACAUUGGCAAUAUCCCUCUCGAGGGCGGGGGCAAAGUCAAUCUCUUCCGCCUCAUGUGCGAGUUUGCGAUCAUCAGCAGCAAGGUCUACCGCCGCCUCUACUCAGUGCAAGCAUCGAGACAAACCGAUGGCGAACUGCUUAACACUAUUGGUGAGAUCGACAAGGAGCUCGAGGCCUGGAAGGACAGCAUUCCUCUCGACUUCAGACCUGAGCACGAGAUCAAGACGUCUCAUACUCCGCUUAUUCUUCAUAUUGUGGUGCUACAUUUCUCGUAUUACAACUGUCUCACAACCAUACAUCGGAUGUCGGUGCAUCACGGAUACUGGACAAGUCGACUAUCGGAGUACGCCAUUCAAGGUCUGAAUGCUCGACCACUGAAUCCCCGAGUCUUCUCGUCAGCAGCUCUUUGCGUUGCUGCCGCCCGAGCCUCGAUACAUCUCAUCAAAUACAUUCCUCAAGGCGACUUUGCUUGCGUGUGGCUCAUCAUCUACUUCCCGGUAUCGGCGCUCGUCACGAUUUUCGCAAAUAUCUUGCAAAAUCCACAGGAUGCCCGCGCCCGGGCUGACAUCAAAUUGAUGGACCUGGUCGUGAACUUCCUGACCAACGUUGUGGCCGACGAGGGCAGCGGCUCGCUGAAGCGCAUGCUCAGCAUAUGUGCCGAAUUUGCUCGCAUUGCGCGCAUUGUCAUUGAGAAGGCGGAGAAGGACGGCUCGCGCAGAAAGAGGAAGGUCAAUGCAGAUGAUCUUCAGCGGUCAGGCCAGAGUGCCAUGGCUCAAGCUCAGGCCCAGAUCAACGGACGAGCACGGCCAAACACGCCAAACAAGCAGCAAGGGACUACAGGAUCUCGCUCCGGAAGCAUUUCCGGCCAAGCUAACGGACAGAGUGGAUCGCCCUUUAACAACCAACAAGCUGCUGCGCAGGACCAGAAUGCGUUCGACGCCGGACGGACGUUCUUCGGCACCCCAGACUUCAACUCGGAAUAUCAGGACGUUCUGCAGCCGAACAACCUCAGCCCCAACGUCGAUGGAUCCCAGCAGCUGCCGAGUUCGACCAUGUCACCACUGGGCAUGGGUGGCGCCUUCCAACAACCUUUCCUGCCGCAGGAUCUUUGGCAGAUGCCAAUGACCUUUGAAUGGGACUGGGCGGAUUUCUCAAAUACGCCGUACCACGAUUUCCUGCCACCUGACGGCAUGAGCAACCCGACACAAUAA
Messenger RNA from Cyphellophora europaea CBS 101466, 2679 nucleotides. RefSeq lists its product as uncharacterized. The coding region runs from base 1 to 2679 and encodes 892 amino acids. The record is from RefSeq and is a predicted model, not a curated record. Gene Ontology annotation, molecular function: DNA binding; DNA-binding transcription factor activity, RNA polymerase II-specific; zinc ion binding. Gene Ontology annotation, biological process: regulation of DNA-templated transcription; DNA-templated transcription. The transcript is spliced from 4 exons. NCBI's taxonomy places the organism in Eukaryota, Fungi, Ascomycota, Eurotiomycetes, Chaetothyriales, Cyphellophoraceae.